Molecule: messenger RNA, 1634 nt
Organism: Rana temporaria (common frog)
Lineage: Eukaryota; Metazoa; Chordata; Amphibia; Anura; Ranidae
Product: solute carrier family 2, facilitated glucose transporter member 11-like
Exons: 12
Coding region: 97-1593 (498 amino acids)
Biological process (GO): monosaccharide transmembrane transport
Cellular component (GO): membrane
Molecular function (GO): hexose transmembrane transporter activity
Source: RefSeq, a predicted model, not a curated record
UUUCACUGGGUGAAAUCUUUCUAAAAGAGAGAGAAGGGCACAGACAUUUCUCCACUUAGAUAAAGGAGUAGCACUGAAGCGACACUGGCCCCAGCUAUGGAAUAUCAGCCUUUGAUACACAAGAGAAGUGGAAGCCGGCUUCCAAUCAGCAAACUUUUUGGGGCCAUAUGCGCAGUAGGAAUAGGAGGAACUUUCCAGUAUGGAUAUAAUCUAUCAAUUAUCAAUGCACCUACAACACAUAUACAAAAGUUUAUCAAUGAUACCUGGUAUGCACGGUACGAGUCCCAAUUGGAUGAAAGUCUGUUGACGCUUAUUUGGUCAAUUAUUGCUUCAGUGUUUACACUUGGGGGCCUUGUUGGAACACUUGUAGGUGGACACGCAGCAGCAAAGUUUGGUAGGAAGCAGACUUUAUUGGUGAAUAAUGUUGUAGCAAUUCUAGCUGCUCUUUUCAUGGGAAUUGCAAAACCAGCCAGAUUAUACGAGCUUCUGAUAGUUGGGAGAUUCCUUAUAGGAUUUAAUGCAGGUGUUGGUAUCUGUGUGCAGCCAUUGUAUCUUGGAGAAAUUGCUCCCAAGAACAUCAGAGGCCUUGCAACAGUGGGCAUUAAUAUUUUCUUAACUGGUGGAAUCCUGACAGGACAAGUUAUUGGUUUACGGGAAGUACUUGGCCGUGAGAACACCUGGUCUUUAUUGCUGGCGUCCACUGCAAUACCGGCUCUUCUACAACUAAUUGUCUUGCCGUUCUUCCCGGAGAGUCCCAGAUACCUUUUCAUUGACAGACAUGAUGAAUUUCAAUGUCAAAAAGCAUUGAAAACCUUAUAUGGUUCAAACCAUUAUCAGAUGGAGAUGGAUGAUAUACAAAAAGAAUCACAAGCUUCAAAUGGUGAGAAACCAAAAAAGAUGCUUGAGUUGUUCUUCGAUCGGACCAUAAAGUGGCAGCUUAUAUGUGUUAUCAUCGUCAACAUGGGACAGCAGCUUUGUGGGAUCAAUGCAAUCUAUUUUUAUGCAGAAUACGUAUUUAAAAAUGCUGGGAUACCCGAACAAAACAUUCCAUAUGUUACACUGGGAACUGGAGUCUGUGAAUGUAUCACAGCUCUAACAUGUGGGCUACUCAUAGAUAGAGCUGGAAGAAGAGUCCUUAUCAUUGGAGGAUACACUAUGAUGGCAUUUUGGUGUAUUUUAAUGACUAUAACCCUGACAUUUCAGGAUGCCUAUUCAUGGGUGCCGUAUUUAAGCAUGUCUGCAGUGCUUGCAUUUAUAUUGAGCUUCGGUCUAGGGCCAGGUGGCGUUACAAAUACCUUAACUGCAGAAUUGUUUACACAAUCAGCACGAGCUGGAGCAUUCAUGAUUGGUGGAUCUGUAAACUGGAUCAGCUUUUUUGUUAUAGGAAUGGUGUUCCCUUUCAUAGUAAAAGGGUUAAAUCAGUUUUGCUUCCUGUUUUUCCUCGUGGUGUGCAUCUUAAUAGCCACUUUUAUUUACUUCAUUGUACCAGAAACCAAGAACAAAUCAUUCCUCGAUAUCAAAGAUGACUUUCAGAAACUGAACUUUGGUCAGGGGCACGAGAAUUCCCAAGUGAUAGCAGAUGCCAUGAUGUGACAUUUGUUCUUAGAUACAUUAAAGAAUAUUAAGAAACACUC